AUGACCGAGCCCACCAAAAUCAGCAUCCUGGGCCAGGAGAGCAUUGUCGCUGAUUUUGGUUUGUGGCGCAACUACGUCGCGGCAGACCUGGUCAACGGCUUGCCCUCCACCACCUAUGUCCUCAUCACCGAUACCAACCUCGGCUCUAUCUAUACUCCUAGUUUCCAAAAGGCCUUCGAAACCGCCGCCGCCUCCGUAUCCCCCACCCCUCGCCUCCUCGUCUACAAUGCCGCUCCAGGUGAAAGCUCAAAGUCUAGACAGACAAAGGCCGACAUCGAAGAUUGGAUGUUGAGCCAAAGCCCGCCAUGUGGCCGUGAUACCGUUGUCAUUGCGCUGGGUGGUGGUGUUAUUGGUGAUCUGACUGGAUUCAUUGCUGCAACCUACAUGCGCGGUGUUCGCGUUGUGCAAGUCCCCACUACCCUGCUUGCCAUGGUGGAUUCCUCCAUUGGAGGUAAGACUGCCAUUGAUACACCCCUCGGAAAGAACCUGAUUGGUGCCAUUUGGCAGCCAUCAAGGAUCUACAUCGAUCUGGAAUUCUUAGAGACCCUCCCUGCGCGAGAGUUUAUCAAUGGCAUGGCAGAGGUUAUCAAGACCGCCGCGAUCUCGAGCGAAGAGGAAUUUACCGCGCUUGAGGACAACGCGGAUACCAUUCUUAAUGCUGUCCGCAGCGAGGUUAAGCCUGGCCAGGGCCGUUUCGACGGCAUCCGUGACAUUUUGAAGGCUAGAAUCUUAGCUUCAGCUCGUCACAAGGCCUUCGUUGUGUCUGCGGACGAGCGUGAAGGUGGUCUCCGAAACCUGCUGAACUGGGGUCACUCCAUUGGCCACGCCAUUGAGGCUAUUUUGACUCCUCAGAUUCUCCACGGAGAGUGCGUUGCGAUUGGUAUGGUCAAGGAGGCUGAGCUCGCCCGACACCUGGGAAUCUUGAAGGGUGUCGCGGUCGCCCGUAUUGUUAAGUGUAUCUCAGCCUACGGCCUGCCCACUUCAAUGAAGGACUCUCGUGUGCGUAAAUUGACUGCAGGCAAACACUGCUCUGUUGAUCAACUGAUAUUCAACAUGGCACUUGAUAAAAAGAACGACGGUCCCAAGAAGAAGGUUGUCCUGCUGUCUGCCAUUGGACGCACUCAUGAGCCCAGAGCCAGCACCGUCUCCAACCAAGAAAUUCGCAUCGUUCUGGCUCCCAGCGUUGAAGUCCAUCCUGGUGUGCCCAAGUCUCUUAGCGUGACAUGCACACCCCCCGGAUCCAAGUCCAUUUCGAACCGUGCCUUGGUUCUUGCUGCUCUCGGCUCUGGCACUUGCCGUGUCAAGAACCUCCUACACUCCGAUGACACCGAGGUCAUGUUGAACGCCCUCGAGAAGUUGGGAGCUGCAACUUUCUCUUGGGAAGAGGAGGGUGAAGUUCUUGUUGUUAACGGAAAGGGUGGAAACAUUGUUGCCAGCCCAUCAGCUCUUUACCUCGGUAACGCUGGAACCGCUUCCAGAUUCCUGACCACUGUGGCAACCCUCGCCACUCCUAGCACUGUGGAUGCCAGUAUCCUCACCGGUAACAACCGAAUGAAGCAAAGGCCCAUUGGUGAUCUUGUUGAUGCUUUGACUGUCAACGGAGCUGGUGUCGAGUACAUGGAGCGCAAGGGCAGUUUGCCCCUUAAGAUUGCCGCUUCCGGUGGCUUUGCUGGAGGCAACAUCAACUUGGCUGCUAAAGUUUCUUCUCAGUAUGUGUCAUCGUUGCUCAUGUGUGCUCCCUACGCCAAGGAGCCUGUGACUUUGAGACUGGUUGGAGGCAAGCCUAUCUCCCAGCCUUACAUUGACAUGACUACUGCCAUGAUGCGAUCUUUCGGCAUUGAUGUGAAGAAGUCCACCACCGAGGAGCACACUUACCACAUUCCUCAGGGUCAUUACGUGAACCCUGCCGAGUAUGUCGUUGAGAGCGAUGCUAGCUCCGCAACCUAUCCUCUGGCAAUUGCAGCCAUCACAGGCACAAAGUGCACCGUUCCCAACAUUGGCUCCAAGUCGCUCCAGGGCGAUGCUCGCUUCGCAGUUGAUGUUCUCAGGCCCAUGGGCUGCGUGGUUGAACAAAGCGACAACUCUACUACCGUUACCGGCCCCAGUAGCGGCAUUCUCCGUCCCCUUGCCAACGUGGAUAUGGAGCCCAUGACGGAUGCUUUCCUCACUGCCUCUGUUCUCGCAGCUGUUGCCCGUGGCGAGGGCACAAAUCACACAACCCGUAUCUAUGGAAUUGCAAACCAGCGCGUCAAGGAAUGUAACCGUAUCAAGGCCAUGAAGGACGAAUUAGCCAAGUUUGGCGUGGUCUGCCGUGAACAUGAUGACGGUCUGGAGAUUGAUGGUAUUGAUCGCUCCACCCUUCGAUUCCCCUCCGGUGGUAUUUACUGUUACGAUGAUCACCGUGUUGCUUUCAGCUUCAGUGUCCUGUCCCUUGUUGCUCCUCAGUCUACUCUGAUUCUUGAGAAGGAAUGUGUCGGUAAGACCUGGCCCGCAUGGUGGGAUGCUCUGAAGCAGAUCUGGGACGUGAACCUUGAUGGAAAGGAGUUGACUGAGCAUGAGUCAACUGUUUCGACCCAGGAAGAAAAGGCCAGUGCAUCCAUUUUCAUCAUCGGCAUGCGUGGUGCUGGCAAGACUACCACCGGCAGCUGGGUUGCCAAGAGUCUUGACAGGCCCUUUAUCGAUCUCGACAACGAUCUUGAGGCAACAGAAGGCAUGACUAUUCCCGAAAUGAUUAAACAGCGCGGCUGGGAAGGAUUCCGCGAUGCAGAGCUCGCUACGCUCAAGCGUUGCAUGCAAGAUCGACCAAACGGUUACGUGUUCGCGUGCGGUGGUGGUGUGGUAGAGAUGCCCGAGGCCCGAAAGCUUUUGACCGAAUGGCACCAGAGCAAGGGCAAUGUCCUUCUGGUCAUGCGUGACAUUAACCUUGUCAUGGACUUCUUGAACAUCGACAAGACCCGUCCCGCCUACGUGGAGGACAUGAUGGGAGUGUGGCUGCGCCGGAAGCCUUGGUUCCAACAAUGCAGCAACAUCCAGUACUACAGCCAGCACUCUAAUACAACGGAGCUUGCGCUAGCAUCGGAAGACUUCGACCGUUUCAUGAAGGUGGUUACCGGUCAAGUGGAUCAACUCGAUGCUAUCAAGAAGAAGGAGCACAGUUUCUUCGUCUCUUUGACCCUGCCUGAUCUGCGUCAGUGCAGCGAGAUCCUGACUCAGGCCUGCAUUGGAUCUGAUGCUGUGGAGCUGCGCGUUGAUCUGCUGAAGGAUCCCAACGCGGAUGGUGACAUUCCUUCCCUGGACUAUGUCAAUGAGCAAAUGUCUUUCCUCCGCAAGCGCGUUUCUCUGCCCCUUAUUUUCACCAUUCGCACCAAGAGCCAGGGUGGUCGCUUCCCCGAUGAUGCUCACGAUGCUGCCAUGCAACUGUACCGGUUAGCAUUCCGCGCUGGAGCUGAGUUUGUGGAUCUUGAGAUUGCCUUUCCCGAUGAGAUGCUCCGCGCCGUCGCUGAGAUCAAGGGUCACUCCAAGAUUAUUGCGUCCCACCAUGACCCGCUCGGAAAGCUGUCUUGGGCUAACAUGUCUUGGAUUCCCUCCUACAACCGUGCUUUGGAGUACGGUGAUGUAAUCAAGCUUGUGGGCGUUGCCAAGAGCCUUGAUGAUAACACUGCUCUGCGCAAGUUCAAGAACUGGGCUGCACAGGCACACAGUGUCCCGUUGAUCGCCAUCAACAUGGGUGACAACGGCCAGCUUAGCCGCAUUCUCAAUGCUUUCAUGACCCCUGUGUCUCACCCAAGCCUGCCCUUCAAGGCGGCGCCUGGCCAGCUGUCUGCAACUGAGAUCCGCAAGGGUCUCUCACUUAUGGGUGAGAUCAAGACCGAGAAAUACGCCAUCUUUGGCUCUCCUGUCUCCCAGUCCCGCUCGCCCGCCCUUCACAACACCCUCUUUGCCGAGAUGGGACUCCCUCAUGAGUAUGGUCGCAUCGAGACUACAAACGUGGAGGAAGUCAAGGACUUCAUCCACGCUCCUGAAUUCGGCGGUGCCUCCGUGACUAUUCCCCUCAAGCUCGACAUCAUGCCUCUUUUGGAUGAAGUCGCCCAGGAGGCCGAGAUCAUCGGUGCCGUCAACACCAUCGUUCCCGUGGACGCCGCCGGUAAGCGCAAGCUUGUCGGAUACAACACCGACUGGCAAGGUAUGAUUCAAUCCCUGCGCAACGAGGGUAUCUACGGAUCAAGCGGCACCGAAAGCGCUGUUGUCGUUGGUGGCGGCGGUACUGCCCGUGCUGCUAUCUUUGCCCUUCACCACAUGGGUUACUCUCCUAUCUACGUGGUCGGGCGUACCGCCAGCAAGCUUGAGGGUAUGGUUUCGACUUUCCCGUCCAGCUACAACAUCCGCAUCGUGGAUAACCACGCUCAAAUUGACACCGUUCCUCAUGUCGCUGUCGGCACUAUCCCCGCAGACCGUCCCAUUGAUCCCGCCAUGCGUGAAACUCUCAGCAAGAUGUUUGAGAGUGCCAAGACCGAUGGUACAUCGACUGAGUCUCCUCGUGUGCUUCUCGAAAUGGCCUACAAGCCCUCCGUGACAGCGCUGAUGGAGCUGGCUUCCGGUGCGGGCUGGAAGACGAUCCCUGGAUUGGAGGUUCUUGUUGGUCAAGGCGUGCACCAGUUCGAAUACUGGACUGGUAUCACACCCUUGUACAAAGUUGCCAGAGAUGCGGUCAUGGGUAUCAAGUCGAUCGAGUAG
Molecule: messenger RNA, 4734 nt
Organism: Penicillium verhagenii
Lineage: Eukaryota; Fungi; Ascomycota; Eurotiomycetes; Eurotiales; Aspergillaceae
Product: pentafunctional protein ARO1
Exons: 3
Coding region: 1-4734 (1577 amino acids)
Biological process (GO): chorismate biosynthetic process; aromatic amino acid biosynthetic process
Cellular component (GO): cytoplasm
Molecular function (GO): shikimate 3-dehydrogenase (NADP+) activity; 3-phosphoshikimate 1-carboxyvinyltransferase activity; 3-dehydroquinate dehydratase activity
Source: RefSeq, a predicted model, not a curated record